Molecule: messenger RNA, 576 nt
Organism: Coccidioides immitis RS
Lineage: Eukaryota; Fungi; Ascomycota; Eurotiomycetes; Onygenales; Onygenaceae
Exons: 2
Coding region: 1-576 (191 amino acids)
Source: RefSeq, a predicted model, not a curated record
AUGGGGUAUAUGAGCAAGCCCCUCGUUUCGAGCUAUUACGAUGCCCUCGCGGAGCGGCCAACGCAACAGAACGCGGCCCAUCUCUGGUGGAGCAUUCUGCAUGAAUACUUCGACUUCCACGACGGCUUCGGCAAAAGGCUAGACAUCGAGAUCACCCACGGCACCAUGGCGCCUUACAUCGCUAUCAGUCGAUUGGAGAAAGGCUCUCUCAAUACGGUCAUCUUACUACAUUUCGUCAAGCCACCGGCCACCGACAGCCCACGGGCUCAGUCUGAAGCAUGGCAGGACAUCUGGGAUCUGUUGGCGGUUGACCUCAACACCGUGCGCGCCGAGCGGCCAGAUACCAGGAAGCUGUACGGCAUUGGAACAAUCGGGACCUACUCGCGCUUCUUCACCUUCACCCCGUCCUGCCACCUUGUCCGGUAUGGCGGCGCAGAGACGCUGGAGAUCAAGGAUGACGAAGAGAAGAUCGAGCAGUAUCUUGUCGAAUUGAUCCGGGAUACUUCGAAGGAAAUCCGCAUCCCAGAGCCAGUUAGGAGAUGUUUCAAAUCUUUCCCCAUGCUAAAUGCAAUCUGA